Molecule: messenger RNA, 303 nt
Organism: Acanthoscelides obtectus
Lineage: Eukaryota; Metazoa; Arthropoda; Insecta; Coleoptera; Chrysomelidae
Source: the annotation of a GenBank genome assembly
AUGGUGCAAGAUGUUACUUAUAACAAGCCUUGGCUCAAAAUGAGUUUAGUAGAAUUUGACCCGCAGAUUGAUAUUAGGAGGAUAAAGUAUAGCAGGGCUCAAAUAAAAGGAGAACUCACUUGCUUUCAAAAGUUCUUUAAUAAAACCCAUUUAGAACAGUCUUUGAAUAUUUUGCAAGUUAGAUGUGAGGUCAUAAAACCUCUGCUAGAAAAAUUCAAAGCGGAUCAAACCGAAUAUGAAGAUUUGCUGUUGAAUAAUUGUCCUGACGAUUAUAAUGAAAAUGAGAUGUUUGCCGAAAGAUGA